CCGCACCGACAAGGAGACGGUGUACGAGUGGUUCGGGCUGGUGCUGGGCUCGGCGCAGCGGCUGGAGUUCAUGGUGGGGCUGCUGGACCUGUGCAACCCGCUGGAGCUGCGCUUCCUAGGCUCUUGCCUCGAGGACCUGGCCCGUAAGGACUACCACUGCCUGCGCGACUCGGAGGCCAAGGCCAACGGGCUCAGCGACCCCGGGCAGCUUGGCGACUUCCGCGACCCGGCCGUGCGCUCCAAGCUCAUCGUCUACCUGGCCCUGCUGGGCUCCGAGAACCGCGAGGCCGCCGGCCGCCUGCACCGCCUCCUGCCCCAGGUGGACUCCAUCCUGCAGAGCUGCCCGGCGCGGCGCGGCCCGCCCGACGACGAGGGCGCCGGAGAGGAGGACGUGCUGGUGGUGAUGGAUGGCGGCGGCAGCAGCGAGAACGGCCAGGCCACGCUGCCCGCCACGCAGGGCCUGGGCUUCGGCGCGCAGGAGGAGCUGCUGCUGCUCUUCACCAUGGCCUCGCUGCACCCGGCCUUCUCCUUCCACCAGCGCGUCACCCUGCGGGAGCACCUGGAGCGGCUGCGGAGGGCCCUGUGCGGCGAGCGGGAGGAGGAGGUGGCCUGUGCCCGCCACCGAGCGCAGCAGCAGAGUGACUUUUCCCAUAGUGACUGCAUGUCGAGUACCGAGGCCGGUUUGUUGGAACGAACCACAGCACCUCAUGAUGGAUUACAGAUGGCUUCCCACAGGCCUCAGCGAGAAGCUGUGCACAUUGAGAAGAUAACCCUGAAAGGAGUGCCAAGAAAAAGGGCUGACAAACACUUGGAAUACACAUUCAAAGUAACCUGGUCUGACCUUUCUGUAACAUGUGUAACAAAGACACACCAGGAGCUUCAGGAAUUCCUGCUCAAACUUCCAAAAGAACUGUCUUCUGAAGCAUUUGACAAGACUAUUUUAAGAGCACUAAACCAGGGUUUUCAGAAGAGGGAAGAAAGAAGGCAUGCUGAUCUCGAGCCCAUAGUCAGGCAGCUAUUUUCAAAUACAUCACAAGCUUUUCUGCGGAAUCAGAGAGUGUACAACUUCUUCCAAUCAAUUUCAUCAGAAUCUUUGCAUACUCACAGUAACUUACAACCCUCUUUGAAGACGGUUAAGGCACCAGAACACUUCAAGGAGGACAGUUCAGAAGCUUCAAGUCAGGAGGAAGAUGUAAUACAACACCCAACAGUCCAUAAGAAACAUAAUGGAAAAAGUCCUGUUGCCAACAGCACUAGCAGUGCAAAAUGUUCGUCACUGGAUAGCCUUAACAUACAGCACUCGGAGCAAAAUGGGGUAAUAGACUGGAGAAGAAAAAGCUGUAUUGUCCAGCAGCAUCCAGAGCACUGUACCAACCUACUUGACCAGCAUACAGGGGAAAAACGAGGCCUGUCUACAGUGGGCAAGAAGAAAGGAAAGCCACAGCUGGAAAAGGAGAAAACCAAGAAAACUGACUGUCGGUUGAAUAACAGGGCUAAUGGAGUUCGAGUUGCAGCAUCGCAGCACAUCCGCACGGGGACAGCGAAAGAUCUGAAUUUGGACACUGGAUCUGGUCAUGACACAUGUGGAGAAACAUCAUCUGAAAGUUACAGUUCUCCUUCUAGCCCACGACAUGAUGGGAGGGAAAGCUUUGAGAGUGAAGAAGAAAAAGACAGAGAUACAGACAGCAAUUCCGAUGACUCUGGGAAUCAAAAUGCAAACAGGUUUACAGGCUACAGUGCUGUCAGCUCAGCAAACAUGAGCAAGCCACCCGCUCAGAUGCCUCCGGCGAGCAGCGAGAACGGCAGCCUUCCCGAGGACGCUUUGAGCGCCAAGUUUCCCCACAUUUCCUUCAUGCCCGCCUUACACUGUGUGAUGCACAGCGCUGCGCAGAAGGCGGAGGCCGCGGGCGCGCCGCCCCUCGCCGCCGACGGCAAGGCCGUGGGCAUGCUGGUGACGGCGCCGCUGGCCGUCGCCCCCGCCGCGGAGCCCGCCAGCUCCCCGCCGGCCGCGCUGGGCCCCAUGGCCUCCGGCGACGCCGAGAAGCGCCUCGAGCUGAUGGCUUCCCCUUUGCCGGUCCCGUCCACUUUCCUCCCGCAUUCUGUGCAGCCUGGCAGCCCGGCUUUGCACUUGGCAAUACACAGAUUGAAAAUGCCCUCUCCGCAGGGAUCAUCAGAAAGCUGCACAGUUAACGGACCACAGCAGCCGACAGGAAGCUUGAGUAUCGGAUCACCAAAUACUGCCUUUAUCCCAGUCCACAGUCCAGGUAGUUUUCCAGGAUCCCCAGUUCCUACUACAGAUCCCAUCACCAAACCUGCAUCCCAGGUGGUAGGACUGAAUCAAAUGGUGCCUCACAUUGAGGGAAACCCAGGAGCAAUCCCUCAGCCUACCAAUCUAAAGGUAGUUCUUCCAGCGGCCAGUCUCUCCACAGCAGCACCGCCACCUCCACCAGCUUCGUACGCUCUGCCAGGCAGCCCUCACGCGAGCAGUGUCUUGCCCAACCAGAACACAAACGUGCUAAGCACUGUGGCAACGUCCUCCCCGCCUCAGUCAGCCGGCUUAGGCGUGGGUCAGGUGCAGUCCACUGUUCCUCCCGCCAUCCCUACGCAUACCCCCGGCCCUGCUCCUAGCCCGAGCCCCGCGCUGACACACAGCACUGCACAGAGCGACAGCACAUCUUACAUCAACGCUGUUGGGAACAACAACACUAACGGGACAAUGUUACCUCCGCAGCAGUUGGGAUCUGGUCCUUGUGGCUCUUGUGGACGUAGAUGUAGCUGUGGGACCAAUGGAAGCCUUCAGAUUAAUAGUUAUUUUUAUCAUAACCCACUUCAUGGACAAGUCUACCGAGUUCCAUCUUUCUUCACUCUGCCAUCCCUUUGCAAUGGCAGCUACCUCAAUCAAGCACAUCAAAGCAAUGGAACACAACUCCCUUUCUUCCUGCCUCAGUCUCCAUAUGCAAACGGGCUUAUGCAUGACCCGGUAAUGGGGAGCCAAGCCAACUAUGGUAUGCAGCAGAUGGCAGGAUUUGGGAGGUUCUAUCCCGUCUAUCCAGCACCUAACGUAGUUGCCAACACAAAUGGGUCAGGACCCAAGAAGAACGGGAACGUCUCCUGUUACAAUUGUGGUGUAAGUGGACACUAUGCGCAGGACUGUAAGCAGUCGUCCAUGGAGGCCAGUCAACAAGGCACUUACAGACUGAGAUACGCACCUCCCCCUCCCCCUUCCAGUGACACCCUGGAUUCUGCAGACUGAAACAAGUAAACCUUGCCUACUUAAAUUGAAGCUUGGGGGGAGCUGGGGGGCCGGCGGGGCGGGCGGCGGGGCGGGUGCUCUCAUGGUUUGGGGACGUUCCCGGUUUUGCAUUCUUUUGGAGUUUUUCAUUGCUUUUGCACCUCUGUUCAAUACAAAAGAAGAAAGCCGAGGCCGCGGGCUCCUGCUGGCCCUCCACGAGGCUUGCGUGAUGCAUGUAAUUCCACCUCCCAGGCAAACAAUCCGAGCGAGCGUUUGAACCAUGCUUUUGCACUGAAGACUUGAGACAUGUGCAAUGUUUACUGCGUUUUAAAACAGUCCUCUGACCUCUGACAUCACUGGCGGAGCAGCCAUACGGUGAAAGAAGAAACCUGGUCGUGUUCCCCGCAAUCUUGGUUCCCUCCCUCCCCAUUCUCCUUAUGCUGCUGUCUUCUUUUCUUUCCCGUCUGUCCACGUGGGUUCUGUUGGACUUGCAUGAGUGUUUAGUGGUUCAGACAGCCCACGCCCGUGCUCUGAACGGCUGCUCCUGAACGGAGGGGCGCUCUUGGGAGGGCGCCAUACGGGGCGCGCGAUCCGGCUCGCGAGGGGCCCGAGCAAGCGGAGACGCCUGGAGCAGGAGGGCGCUGAAACGGUGCGGACUGCAACAGGCUCCGGAAAGCCAACAAGCUUCAAUUGACAGAUUUUCCUUCCAUUGUAGCUUUUUAGCCUGUAUGUUCAGCAACAAAGGUGAAAAAAAAUGGUAUGAAUGUUGUACUCAGUGUGUUUGCAUUUGUAAUGGAAGUUGAUGGCAUUUUUUUCCUUUUUUAAAGCUAUUCUACAUCAUGUCAACACAGAAUGAGCGUUACUUGAUGGAAUAUUUUUUUCCUAAACUAUUACAGUGUUGCAUUGUACUUAGAAUGUAAAUGUUUUAUUUCAAACUGAACAAAAGCUAUGGUUUUCUACAGAAUAGUCAGGUAUUAGUAUUAGAACCUGUCUACCAAAUAGCAAAGUCACUAUUUUAUAACAAUUUACCACUAUGCGUAAUUACGGUAUAAUGUGAAAGACUGAACUGAGUGUUAAGAUGGUAUUAAUCAUGUCAGUAUCAUGAGUAAGUAAGUUUAAUGCUGCUGUAUUUUUUAUUUUAUUUUUGAAAGCCAAUAUAUGUACUAAAUUGCUUCCAGGUAAUAUUUGAUUUCCUAAAGUGCACUGAGGUUAUCUGGAAGAUGAGUGUAUUUUUUGACUGCUGCAUUCAACACCGAUGAACAACUACCACUGUAUAUCCAUAGGGUUUGGCAUUCCUCACAGUUCAUGGCAGAAACGUUUCCUUAAUGUAAGACCUGGCGUCCAGGAGAGGGAUGAAAUGAAAUCAGUCUUUGGUUCAGCCGUCUAAUAAAUUGCUAAACGAACAAAAAAAAAAAAGAAAAAAACUUGAAGAAAAAUAAUAAAAAAAAAGCUUGAUUACUACAUUUCUUCAUAGGUAGCAUUUAUAUUUAUAGCACCAGUGUACAUUUUGAAACUUUUUUCUUGGAGGGGGGAAUGGGGAGGGAGGUAGAUGAAAGCUUUAAUUUAAAGAAGUUUAAGUAGUAAAUGAAAAUUAUUUUGAUUAAAAUUUUUAUUUGAUCUGGGUAUUUUUGGACCACUUGAAAUGAAUGAACUGCGUUUGAGUUGAAGUGAGGGUGUUAAACCACCAAUGGACUUGUAUUGUGAAUUACCUGCCAGUUGUACUUUAUGGAACUUAUUUUAUGAUUUAAAAUACUGUACUGUAAAUAGGAGGUAUGUUACCUUCU
Messenger RNA from Nothoprocta perdicaria, 5016 nucleotides. It is a transcript of the gene ZCCHC2, whose product is annotated as zinc finger CCHC-type containing 2. NCBI's taxonomy places the organism in Eukaryota, Metazoa, Chordata, Aves, Tinamiformes, Tinamidae. The transcript is spliced from 14 exons. Bases 71 to 3253 code for a protein of 1060 amino acids. Gene Ontology annotation, molecular function: zinc ion binding; phosphatidylinositol binding; nucleic acid binding. The record is from RefSeq and is a predicted model, not a curated record.